AUGCAUGCAUUUCGACUUUACCAAGAAAUAAAAGCUCUGCUUCAUUUUACUUUGAUCAUAAACAGUGAACAUACUAGUGGCACUGUCAGUGGUGCUGUUGGUGGAGCUGUUGGUGGUGCUAUCGGUGGGGCAACAGGUGUAUUGACUAAGAACAAAGAAUGUGGACAGAUGGUGGGUGGUGUAACUGGUGGUGUAACGGGCGCAGUUUCAGGUGGUGCUGUAGGAUAUGCGAUAAUGCCUACUCCACUAGGUGCGAUUGGCGGUGGUACUUCAGGAACUAUUGCUGGAACUGGUGCUGGCUAUACAGCUGCUGGCGUAGUCUACGAUGGUGUGAGAUGGAAAUAA
Molecule: messenger RNA, 345 nt
Organism: Rotaria sordida
Lineage: Eukaryota; Metazoa; Rotifera; Eurotatoria; Philodinida; Philodinidae
Source: the annotation of a GenBank genome assembly